AUGCGAUGUGAUCGCCAGCUCCCAUGCCAGUCCUGCAUAAGCAAAGGAAUCGAGCUCACCUGUAGCUAUCCCCCAGCCCCGCAGAGUCAAGGCGUAAAUAGUGUCGGAGACAGAAUCCGACAGCUCGAAGCCUUAAUUCAAUCCCUCGCCCCGCGACAGCAGACAUCCUUGCCGAUCGUCGGAGCUGUUGGCGAAGAUAAUGAAAGCUCUUUGCCAGGCUCUAUCAACGGGGGCCUGGUACAACUCACUUCCACGUCUGUUACCUCCGUGUCCACAUCUGAGUCCCAGGAUGGUGGGAGCGCUCAGGUCCACUGGCAUGGCGAGAAGUACGUCAGCAGUGUGCACUGGGCCGCCGUUCUUGACAGCAUCUCCGAGCUUAAAGAUCAGUAUGAGAAGGAAGAGGAAGCACGGAUGCAGCCCGCUACGAAUGAUUUCAUUCCAUAUUAUACACCCGGUCCUCGAUUGCUGUACGAACCGGUUCAGGCGAGUAGGCAGGAGAUACUCGCUUCGAUCCCGGAGAGACCCGUGGUCGAUAGGCUAGUUGCACGGUACUUUAACGCGCAAGGUCUUGCGCCAGCAAUACUCCACAGUGGCCAAUUUCUUCGAGAGUAUGAGAUGUUCUGGCAGAAUCAAAAUGACACUCCCUUUACGUGGAUCGGUUUGCUUUUCAGCAUCUUGUGCUUAUCAACCCAGUACCAACAAUUGGCGGAGGGCUCCGCCGACCACCAACUACUGACGAGCCUGUAUCUAUUCCGCGAGCGCACGAUCAACUGCUUGGCCUUGGGUCAGUUCACACGAGGUGGCCCGCAUGUCCUCGAGACGCUGAUAUUGUCCUGCGCUACAGAGGCCCUCCUGUCCAAGGAUGCGGAGAUGGGUCCUUGGCUGCUGCUGGGCACGCUGGUACAGCUCGCCCUGAGCUCAGGAUACCAUCGGGAGCCCCGCAACUCAAAUAUCUCCGUGUUCUCUUGUGAGAUGCGGCGGCGCGUGUGGGCUGUCAUUGUGCAGAUGGACUUGAAGUUGUCUAGCCAAAUCGGCUUGCCGCGCCUUCUCAACACAUACCAAUGUGACACGGCGGAGCCACGUAACCUACUUGAUUCAGACUUUGAUGAAACAACAGAGGAAUUGCCUCCGUCACGGCCCGAGACAGAAAUCACGCCAGUUCUGUACGGCCUGGCGAAGAACCGAAUCGACCGAGUGGGUGGGCUCAUCAGCGAUUUGAUUUCCGACAUCAGGGACCACCCCUACUCGGAGAUCAUGGACCUCGAUCGCAAGCUCCACGACGCCGAGGACUCUCUUCCAGCUAUCUUCCGAUGGCAGCCACUGAGUCAGUCGUUCAUGGUGGCCCCGCAUGUUAUUAUGCACAGGGUCUGGCUGCGUCUUGCCGUGCAACGACUCCUCAUCUCGUUGCACCGCAAAUAUCUCGCUCCUACCUCCGUAGAUGAAGUGGAGCUCUUCGAGUACUCGCGCCGCGUCUGUGUUGAAGCCGCCAUCCAAAUUCUUGAAACCCAGAAGCUCGUCGAUGAGGAGACGCAGAUUGGUGGGCAGCUGGAAUCUGUUCGCUGGAUACAAACCUCAUUGGCCCAGUCCUGCUACCUCCUCGGUAUGAGCGUGCUCUGCUACUACCUGCAGCUAGUCAAGAGAGCGAGUCCACCCCUACCGGAAGACUGUGAGGGCACGAAGGCCCGUAUUCACGAUUUACUUCAUGUUACGUACCCGAUGUGGCUGCGAUCAAGUACUGUUUCGAGAGAGGCAAGGCGCGCUGUAGAACAUCUGAGUCUGCUCUUCGGCCUGAGGAGCGGCACUUCCACGUGUUCUUUGCAGGAGGAUGAGAUGACAUCUUGUCUGUCUGCAGAACAGAACAUCGCUAUGUCGAUUGACCCGGUUACAUGGGAUGCUUAUCAAGAGUGCAUCGCCAAUCUUCCCGAGGUAUUAUAUGAACAAAUUCUUACUCCUGAUGUCACUGGGCCCAUUUCCCUUGAAACUCCGCGCGUGCACAAUGCGUUGUCUCUGGCUUUCUGCGCUCUUCCGCAAUUGGAUGGCUCUUUCUAUCUUCAUGAGCUGGAUUAUCUCGCUUCACUGGGUAGUCGGCUUACCGGCUCCGCGAACCAAGCGCUGCUCAUCAACCACAUCAGGCGGGAACUCCAGAACCUCGGCUUCCAUGUCUAUUCAGACAAUUACAACUUUCAGUAUCAACGCCCACCUUCGGACCCCAUCAACCUAACCAUCAACGGAGAGUCCGUGCCAGCGUCAGGCUUUGUCCCUUACGCUGGAGUCACAGAUGCAGAGGGGGUGGAAGGUCGCUUGGUAGAGAUAGAGGUCCCUGAAUCUUACACUGAGUCACCAGAUUGGUCCCUGGCGGCUGGAAACAUUGCCCUGGUGAACCUUUACAACACACCCCUGGAUGGAGCCAAUAGAUUUCCAGUUUGGCACGGAUCUUCGAAAUGGUCCGGAACUAUACCGGGCAUACCCGCGACGAACCCCGGCGUUCGGAACAUCAGUCUGGCUACAGAGGCAGGGGUCAAGGGAAUCAUUUAUAAUUGGAAGAACAUCACAUCUUUCAAUGCCUAUGCCCAGUACGGGCCAUUCAAGCAGAACGACCAAGGCACCCCGGCGAUUUAUGUGACUGACCAGGCUCUCCGUCAAGUUGAGGCACGAAAUGGAUCACGCGCCUCUUUCACAUCUAAUGGAGCGAUGAUUAAUGACACCCACACCGAAACUAUAUGGGUCGUUAUUGAGGGAACAAAUUUGAAGAACGAGACCGUUCUCGUCAACACCCAUACCGACGGCUGCAACGUGGUCCAAGAGAACGGGUACAUUCCUAUGCUGGCGAGAGCCAGAGAAUUGGCCCAUUCGCCGCCCUGCCGGACAACGAUUCUGCUUUUCCUGUCCGGUCACCUGCACACCUCAGGAUUCACCGACAAGGGAAGAAUCACCGAACGAUGGCUGGAGGAUCAUCCGGACCUUUGGGCUGAGAGCUCUGGGUCGGGCAAGAAGGCGGUAUUUGGAUCUUGUGUCGAGCAUCUUGGGGCAGCCCACUGGAAGGAAGACCUUCCCAAUGAGCUGUACUACCCGACGGGUGCGGUGGAGGAUGAACUGCUGUAUGCGUCAAGUCAAAAGCUAGCUGACAUGAUCGGUGGCUUUUGGAAAGGCGCCGACCCGGCCGUCUUGAGAAUUGUGAACCCGCAUGCCAUGAGCUCUGAGCAGUCCGGAGAGGGCCUGGCCUAUCUGUGGCAUGAUAUUCCGGAGGUUUCUAUCUGCACAGCUCCGGAUUGGCUGCUCAAGGUUUUCCCACCGACCUUUGACCAGAUGUCACUUGUCGACGUGCAGGCCGUUAGGCGACAGAGCGAAAGCCUGCUCAAGCUAUGGGGAGCUGUUGAUCACCUCAGCUCUGAGGAUAUCAGGCAUCUCUAG
Thyridium curvatum is the source of this 3411-nucleotide messenger RNA. RefSeq lists its product as uncharacterized. NCBI's taxonomy places the organism in Eukaryota, Fungi, Ascomycota, Sordariomycetes, Thyridiales, Thyridiaceae. The record is from RefSeq and is a predicted model, not a curated record. Bases 1 to 3411 code for a protein of 1136 amino acids. The transcript has 5 exons. Gene Ontology annotation, molecular function: zinc ion binding; DNA-binding transcription factor activity, RNA polymerase II-specific; DNA binding. Gene Ontology annotation, biological process: regulation of DNA-templated transcription; DNA-templated transcription. Gene Ontology annotation, cellular component: nucleus.